AUGACAGAGGAAAGGGAGUGGAUAAAAAAAAUUCGGGAAGAAAAUGCACAACUCAAAAAUGAAAUUAGGCUGUUCAGGGAAAACUAUGAAUUGCGCACAUUGUUGGGUCAGCAAUGUGAGAACAACAGUCAGGCUCAGUUUGCACCACCUCAGAUUUCUCCUUCAUAUCCUAAUACUGGUUCAUUGGUAAAAACAGCUCAGUCUAUCAGAAAAGAUUAUAAUUAUUAUCCCCAUAUCACUUCCAAGGAGACUGCAAAGUCAUGUCCCAGUACCCAGACACAGAUUAAACUAUUCCACACUGAUCCUGUUGCUGUUCAAUCUAGAAGUGGAGAAAAGAAAUCCAUACACGCCUCAAAUAUAUCAAGUUCUACCAUGAUUGGAAAACAGCUUGAGGAACCCACAGACAUAUCAAUGUUAAGGAAAUCUUGGCUUACAGAUGGUCCUUUCCCUGGUGCUCAUUACAAAGCAGGAAGACUCCUGAAUUCAAAAGAGAUGCUCAGUUGCUUACCAGAAGAAUCACCUUCCUCAAAGACACACAAAGAAGAUGCCCAAGCACAGACUGCAUUUUCAGAUGAUGUAAACAUCCACAAAGGAGGGAUUCCUGAGAGGCAGCCCUAUUGCUUUGGAGGUGGUGCUCAGGACUCCAGCAUAGACAAAUCACAGCCUGAAACGCAAGAGAUGCCUCAGAAGAAGAGAGUCUGGUUCCCAGAUUCACCUGCCACAGACAAGAUAAGGAAGUUCCAUACAUUCUACCUGAAUGAUAUCGAAAUUGCCCAAAGCAACAAGAAAAAUGGACGCAUUGUGGGAGAGAUUGCCUUCCAGUUAGACAGGCGUAUCCUUGCACAUGUGUUCCCUGGAAUAACACGGCUCUAUGGAUUCACAGUAUCCAAUAUCCCUGAGAAAAUAAAGCAAGUCUCCAUAAAAUCUUUAGAUGGCUCUCUAGACGAGAAAAAGUAUCAAGCCAUGACCCAGCGUUACCUUGACCUGAUUGCCCGCUUGGAGAAAAUGGGCUACCGCACAGAUGUCCACCCAAUGUUUAGUGAAUUUCUCAUCAACACCUAUGGCAUCCUGAAGCAAAGGCCUGACCUGGGCUCCUGCCCCAUGAACAACAGUCCCAAUGAUCUCAGGAAGAUGGUGAUAGACAUUGUCCCAGCUAAGAUCCUUGGAGAUACCUUACUGCUCUUGAACUGUUUGUGUGAACUUUCUAAAGACAACAAGACCCUUUUUGCCUGGUAG
Messenger RNA from Candoia aspera, 1236 nucleotides. It is a transcript of the gene SPATC1L, whose product is annotated as spermatogenesis and centriole associated 1 like. The record is from RefSeq and is a predicted model, not a curated record. Bases 1 to 1236 code for a protein of 411 amino acids. NCBI's taxonomy places the organism in Eukaryota, Metazoa, Chordata, Lepidosauria, Squamata, Candoiidae. Gene Ontology annotation, cellular component: centrosome. The transcript is spliced from 5 exons.